Messenger RNA from Geosmithia morbida, 780 nucleotides. RefSeq names its product small subunit ribosomal protein S3e. NCBI's taxonomy places the organism in Eukaryota, Fungi, Ascomycota, Sordariomycetes, Hypocreales, Bionectriaceae. The transcript is spliced from 2 exons. Gene Ontology annotation, cellular component: nucleus; cytosolic small ribosomal subunit. The record is from RefSeq and is a predicted model, not a curated record. Gene Ontology annotation, biological process: translation. Gene Ontology annotation, molecular function: structural constituent of ribosome; RNA binding. The coding region runs from base 1 to 780 and encodes 259 amino acids.
AUGGCUCACCCCGGAAUUCAGAUCUCCAAGAGGAGAAAGUUCGUCGCCGACGGUGUCUUUUACGCCGAGCUGAACGAGUUCUUCCAGCGUGAGCUCGCCGAGGAGGGCUACUCCGGUGUCGAGGUCCGCGUGACGCCGACGGUGACGGACAUCAUCGUUCGCGCCACGCACACGCAGGAGGUCCUCGGCGAGCAGGGUCGCCGCAUUCGCGAGCUGACCUCGCUGAUCCAGAAGCGCUUCAAGUUCCCCGAGAACUCGGUGUCGCUGUACGCCGCCAAAGUGCAGAACCGCGGCCUGUCGGCCGUGGCCCAGUGUGAGUCGCUCCGCUACAAGCUGCUCAACGGCCUGGCCGUCCGCCGUGCCUGCUACGGUGUCCUCCGCUUCAUCAUGGAGUCGGGCGCCAAGGGCUGCGAGGUCGUCGUCUCCGGAAAGCUCCGCGCCGCCCGCGCCAAGUCCAUGAAGUUCACCGACGGCUUCAUGAUCCACUCCGGCCAGCCCGCCAAGGACUUCAUCGACUCCGCCACCCGCCACGUUCUCCUCCGCCAGGGUGUCCUCGGCAUCAAGGUCAAGAUCAUGCGCGGCUCCGACCCCGAGGGCAAGGCCGGCCCCCAGAAGUCCCUCCCCGAUGCUGUCACCAUCAUCGAGCCCAAGGAUGAGCAGCCCGUCCUCCAGCCCGUGAGCCAGGACUACGGUGCCAAGGCCGCCCAGGCCGCCCAGGCCUCUCAGGACGUCCGUGCCACCGAGCAGCAGGAGGACGAGCAGGAGCCUGCUGAGCAAUAA